Molecule: messenger RNA, 1337 nt
Organism: Mya arenaria
Lineage: Eukaryota; Metazoa; Mollusca; Bivalvia; Myida; Myidae
Product: mannose-P-dolichol utilization defect 1 protein-like
Exons: 5
Coding region: 100-825 (241 amino acids)
Source: RefSeq, a predicted model, not a curated record
CCAAACUAGAUAAUCAUCAUACUGUUAUAAUAGUCAUUGCAGUUUUUAUCUCGUUUGCAAGCGUACUGUUAUCGCUGUUUGUCUUUAAAUAGCUAGUGAAUGAAAUUUAUUAACAUUUACAACGAUGAAAUCUAUGAUAAGUGGCAGUUUUUGAGAGAAAAAGUAAUGGAAUUAUAUGCUAACGUAGAAUCCGUGACGUCAGUGUGUGGAGCCUCGUGUCUGGUGACGGCCCUGGGCUAUGUUCUAAUAGGAACGAUGACGAUCAGUCAAGUUCCCCAGAUCUUCAAGAUCCUCCGGAAGCGAUCCGUCCUGGGAGUCAGCUUCUACAGCAUGCUGCUGCUGCUUCACGCCUCUUCCGCUACCGUCGCGCAUGCGCUUCUUAACGGCUUCCCUAUAAGCGCUUGGGGAGAACACAUUGUCCUACUUCAAGCCUAUGUUGUGUUGGUCUGCCUCAUGCUGCGCUACAACGACCGCUCCCUGGCAGCUGUGGCCUUCAUGAUCGCCUACGUAGCGUUUAUGUCCCUCCUGCUUCUGCCGUCUGUCCCGCCGCGUCUCGUUUGGAUCCUCCAUUUCCUGUCGCUGCCCGCGGUUGCCCUCAGCAGAUUGCUUCAAAUAUACAAAAUAUACCGAACUAAGAGUCCAGGCCAGCUUUCGGCGACGUCAGCAUUUCUAUGUAUUUUCCAAGGUGUUGGAAGAUUAGCUACGUCAGCAUUGUCAACUGGUGACGUCAUCAUGACGUUGACAUUUACAGUUGCAAGUCUUCUAAAUGUAUUACUGUUCGUGCAGGUGAUGGUUUACAGAAGACGCCUUAAGAAAGCUUCGUGAAGUAUAAACAUGCGUUGCUCAAAUCUGUGUUAUCGCAUACGCCAUUUCAUUGCCAGUGUGUUCAGAAUGACGUCAUGACUUCUCGCAUCCAACAGAGGGAUGCCUCUUUCACAAGAGUGAAGAAUGCGUUCGAAACAUUAUCUUGACGGAUGUCGACGGAAUACACAAUUUUAAACACAAACUGCGAUUGUGCUGUUCAUCAAAGGCAAACAUGUGCAGUUUAAGUUGAUGUUGUGGGUUGUUUUUUGGUGCAUAUAUGUUGGAAGAGAUCCAGAUACAAAUUCACACAGAGUACGUGAAUAUCAUGUAUAUUGGGUGUUUUUUGUAUUGUACGUAUGCAAUAUUUCAAUCCGAAUGUAAGCAUUUGUAAUUAAUGUGAGUUAUGUAACUUAUACCGCUAUUAAUUAAAUUGGUUGUGUAAUAUACCCUAAUACCCUAUGUUGAAAGUUUUUAAUUAUGGUAUUUGACUUGCAAUUGUCACCUUGCUGUCGGAAAAUAAAGUUAAUUUUGAA